AUGCCCCGCGGCUUCCUGGUGAAGCGCAGCAAGAAGUCCACGCCCGUGUCCUACCGGGUCCGCGGCGGCGAGGACGGUGACCGCGCGCUGCUGCUCUCGCCUGGCUGCGGGGGCGCCCGCGCGUCGCCCCCUGCGCCGAGCCCGGGGCCGGGACCGCUGCUGCCGCCGGCCGAGCGCGCCCAUGCGGCGCUUGCUGCCGCGCUCGCUUGCGCGCCGGGCCCGCCGCCGCCCCCCUCGGGCCCGCGGGCCGCGCACUUCGGCAACCCAGAGGCCGCGCACCCGGCGCCGCUCUACAGCCCCACGCGGCCCGUGAGCCGCGAGCACGAGAAGCACAAGUACUUCGAGCGCAGUUUUAACCUCGGGUCGCCGGUCUCGGCCGAGUCCUUCCCUACGCCCGCCGCUCUGCUCGGAGGCGGCGGAGGCAGCGCGAACGGCACCGGCGGCGGCGGCGGCACCUGCGGCGGUGACCCACUGCUCUUCGCGCCAGCCGAGCUCAAGAUGGGCACGGCGUUCUCCGCGGGCGCUGAGGCGGCCCGCGGCCCAGGGCCGGGCCCACAGCUGCCUCCCGCCGCCUCCCUGCGGCCCCCGGGCAAACGGCCCGCGCCCCCCGCCGCCGCCGCCGCCGCCGCCGAGCCGCCUGCCAAGGUAGCCAAGGCCUCGGGCGCAAAGAAGCCCAAAGCCAUCCGCAAGCUGCACUUCGAGGACGAGGUGACCACGUCGCCUGUGCUGGGGCUCAAGAUCAAGGAGGGCCCAGUGGAGGCGCCGCGGGGCCGGGCUGGGGGCGCGGCGCGGCCGUUGGGCGAGUUCAUCUGCCAGCUCUGCAAGGAGGAGUACGCCGACCCGUUCGCGCUGGCGCAGCACAAGUGCUCGCGCAUCGUGCGCGUGGAGUACCGCUGCCCCGAGUGCGCCAAGGUCUUCAGCUGCCCCGCCAACCUGGCCUCGCACCGCCGCUGGCACAAACCGCGGCCUGCGCCCGCCGCCGCCCGCGCGUCCGAGCCUGAAACCGCUGCCAGGGCUGAGGCACGGGAGGCGACAGGCGGCGGCAGCGACCGCGACACGCCGAGCCCUGGCGGCGUGUCGGAGUCGGGCUCCGAGGACGGGCUCUACGAGUGCCAUCACUGCGCCAAGAAGUUCCGCCGCCAGGCCUAUCUGCGCAAGCACCUGCUGGCGCACCACCAGGCGCUGCAGGCCAAGGGCGCACCGCCCGCGCCUCCGGCCGAGGACCUACUGGCCUUGUAUCCCGGCCCCGACGAGAAGGCGCCCCAGGAGGUGGCCGGCGACGGCGAGGCGGCCGGAGUGCUGGGCCUGAGUGCGUCCGCCGAGUGCCACCUGUGCCCAGUGUGCGGGGAGACGUUCCCCAGCAAGGGCGCCCAGGAGCGCCACCUGCGCCUGCUGCACGCCGCGCAGGUGUUCCCCUGCAAGUACUGCCCGGCCACCUUCUACAGUUCGCCGGGGCUUACGCGGCACAUCAACAAGUGCCACCCGUCCGAGAACAGACAGGUGAUCCUCCUGCAGGUGCCCGUGCGUCCGGCCUGCUAG
Messenger RNA from Hyaena hyaena (striped hyena), 1539 nucleotides. It is a transcript of the gene INSM1, whose product is annotated as INSM transcriptional repressor 1. NCBI's taxonomy places the organism in Eukaryota, Metazoa, Chordata, Mammalia, Carnivora, Hyaenidae. Gene Ontology annotation, biological process: neuron differentiation; regulation of cell cycle process; negative regulation of transcription by RNA polymerase II. The record is from RefSeq and is a predicted model, not a curated record. Gene Ontology annotation, molecular function: DNA-binding transcription repressor activity, RNA polymerase II-specific; RNA polymerase II cis-regulatory region sequence-specific DNA binding. Gene Ontology annotation, cellular component: nucleus; transcription repressor complex. The transcript has a single exon. Bases 1 to 1539 code for a protein of 512 amino acids.